CGCAGUAAAAGAAGGAAUGGCGUCGUGGGCGGACGGGAGUGCGGCUGACUUCACGGAUUUCUUGAACCGCGAUUGUCAUUUCCCAUUCGGAGAGGUCUACCGGUAUUCACCGGCAGUGAGGAUAGUUCGCGAUGCGGUCAACCGCAUGGAAUUGUGCAAUGAAGAAGAUUUCGCCUUCAGGUUCCGAUUCACCAAGGCGUCUGUCAUUCCGAUCAUGUCGGAACUACAGUUGAAAAAGAACACGGACCGAAGGGGAACCCCGCUCCCACCGCUGCUGAAGGUGCUCAUCACGCUUCGGUUUUACGGCACUGGUGCCAUGCAGACAGUGGUUGGCGACCUCGUGCGCGUCUCACAGCAGUAUGUGUGGCGUUGUGUCUGGGAGAUCACCCAGGUCAUAUGUUUGCGUCUGUUUCCCAAAUAUGUGCGACACCCCGAUGCAGCAGACGCGAAUGAUGUGAUCGCCCGCUUCUACGCAAUUGGCCUGUUUCCAGGUGUAACGGGGUGUAAGACUGCACGCACGUCCCGAUUGUGAGCCCUGGAAGCGAGAAGGCCGAGGUCUUCCGCAACCGCAAGGGAUACUUCUCAUUUAAUGUGCAGGCUAUCACUGGUCCCGAGCUCCAAUUCUUUGAUGUAGUUGCCAGUUGGCCUGGAUCCGUGCAUGACAGCAGAAUAUUCACCAACAGCAGAGUGAUGGCACUCUACGAACAGAAGGCUGUACCUGGCGUUCUCCUUGGUGACCAGAUGUAUGCGUGCCUAUCAUUCUUCAUGACACCACUCAGGAAUCCUCAAACAUGUGCAGAAAAGAGGUACAACAAGAGCCAGAUAAAAACAAGAAACAGUGUGGAGCGUACAUUUGGAGUGUGGAAAAGGCGCUUCGCAUGCCUACGGGUAAAGCUGCUGACGGACACUGAUCGGUCUGCAGCAUGUGUAGCACUCCACAACAUUGCCUGUUUGCGUCGGGACCCAUGUCCACUCUCUGAUGAAGUAGACCCCGACGUUAAUUUACCUGACAACCCUAGCCAAGGCGAUCCUGACAGUUGCUGGUGCACAAGUACGCAGCUGCUACAUCCGCCGGUGUUUUUCCUCUGGGAACGAACAAACGGGUCCAGUGCAAACCUGAACAUCAAGGCGAGCCUCGAGUUCUACGUCGAGUCUGUGCUGCAACAGAGACAACCUGCCUCCGCGGACAUUCCGCACACUUGACCCAGCUGUUGCCGCUUGAAUUUGUGCACCUGGCUCAGCAGCUUCCUCUUGGCUCAUGUCCGCAUCGACUUCGGCAUCGUCCAAGCAUAACCUAUCUUCACCAACCACGGAUGGUGUGCAAGAGCUCUGCAGCAUUGACUGCAUAGCUGCUGUGUGUCGGUUUGGCUGAGUUCUUCUGUUCGGUCUGCAAUAAAUGUGUUGUUUCAUCCAUGAAAGACAAGCGAAGAAAU
Rhipicephalus sanguineus (brown dog tick) is the source of this 1433-nucleotide messenger RNA. RefSeq lists its product as uncharacterized. The transcript has 4 exons. NCBI's taxonomy places the organism in Eukaryota, Metazoa, Arthropoda, Arachnida, Ixodida, Ixodidae. The record is from RefSeq and is a predicted model, not a curated record. The coding region runs from base 691 to 1203 and encodes 170 amino acids.